Solanum verrucosum is the source of this 1551-nucleotide messenger RNA. Its product is annotated as sugar transporter ERD6-like 5. NCBI's taxonomy places the organism in Eukaryota, Viridiplantae, Streptophyta, Magnoliopsida, Solanales, Solanaceae. Bases 156 to 1547 code for a protein of 463 amino acids. Gene Ontology annotation, molecular function: sugar transmembrane transporter activity. The transcript has 18 exons. Gene Ontology annotation, cellular component: membrane. Gene Ontology annotation, biological process: transmembrane transport; carbohydrate transport. The record is from RefSeq and is a predicted model, not a curated record.
UUUCUAGCAGGAAAGUUAUUUUCCCUCUGUAGAUUUUACCAAGUUUGCUUUGAUUUAGGAGUAGGAGUUGUUGUGUUGUUUGGUAAAGCAGUUUAUUGUGAUAUUUCAAUUAUAGUUUGAUUGUUAUUUGUUUUGUUUUUGUCAAAUUACAGAAGAUGGAAUCGGAAUCAUCAAAAUUGUUGUGUGGGAGCAGUAGCAAAGUGGAGACUACAACCCCUAUAACAUUUGUUCUUCUACUUAGUACAUUUGCUGCUGCUUGUGGUUCUAUAUCCUAUGGAUUUGCUGUCGGAUAUUCAUCUCCAGCUGAAGCGGGGAUCAUGGAUGAUCUGGGCUUGUCUCUUGCAAAUUAUUCAGCAUUCAGUUCAAUACUGACACUUGGAGGAGCCAUUGGUGCACUAAUCAGUGGCAGAGUAGCAGAGUCUAUUGGCCGAAGAGUUACAAUGUGGCUGUUAGAGUUAUGUUUUAUCAUAGGGUGGCUUUCCAUAAUAUUUGCCAAGAAUAUUUGGUGGCUCAAUGCUGGAAGAUUAUUGAUGGGAAUUGGAGCUGGACUUCAUUGCUAUGUGGCACCAAUAUAUGUAGCAGAAAUAACGCCUAAGAAUAUCCGAGGUGGAUCUACAGCUGCUGUUACGUUUACUGUGUCUUGUGCCUUUUCCGUGAUGUUCUUUGCUGGGAACUUCUUCACUUGGCGCAAGUUGGCUGUAAUUGGAGCUAUUCCUUGCUUCAUUCAUGUGGUCUGCAUUUUCUUCAUUCCAGAAUCCCCAAGGUGGUUGGCAAAGAUUGGUAAAGGAAAGGAGGUAGAGGCAUCUUUACGAUGUCUAAGAGGCGAUAACUAUGAUGUUUCUCAAGAAGCUGAUGAAAUCAAAGACUACACAGAGACCAGUCAGAAGCUAACUGAGUUCAGAUUUCUGGAUUUAUUCAACCCAAAAUAUGCUCAUUCACUUAUUGUCGGAGUUGGUUUAAUGCUUCUGGUACAAUUUGGGGGGACAGAUGGAAUUUCAUCUUUUGCUGGUUCAAUAUUCAAAGCUGCUGGCUGUUCAACUGGUUUUUCUUCUACAAUGAUGGCUAUGAUCCAGCUUCCUUUUGCUGCUAGUAGCGUACUAUUGAUGGAUAAUACUGGACGCCGCCCACUUCUGAUGGUUACAGCAACUGGAGCAUGCUUAGGAAGCUUUCUGGUAGGGUUGGGGUUUCUGUUUCAGGACUAUCAACAGUCAAAAGAGCUUACUGCCACAUUGGUGUUCACCGGGAUACUGGUAUAUUCUGCAUGUUUCUCUGCUGGCAUGGGUGGUACACCAUGGGUUAUCAUGUCAGAGAUAUUUCCUAUUAACAUUAAGGGACAAGGUGGAACUUUAGUGACAUUAGCUAAUUGGUUUAGCUCCUGGAUUGUGACUUAUUCUUUCAACUUCAUCUUUCAAUGGAGUUCAGCAGGUGUAUUCUUUGUAUUUGCAAUUUUUUGUGCUUCAAUUGUUUUCUUUGUUGCAAAACUCGUACCUGAGACAAAGGGACGAACAUUAGAAGAAAUUCAAGCAUCAAUGACAUUAUUACAAUGAUGAA